GCCAGUUGUAUCUCUGGAUCACGGAGAUCGGAAAGAGGCACCGGGUCAAAUAUCACCUUAUUUGGCAGGAGAGACAUCAGCUUUUCUUCUAUCAGGAGACAAAGCGGGUGCUGAGCAAGAUCGAACUUGUGUUGCUGCAGGGGAUCAGCAACAAAAAGACCUAGGCCUAGCUUGCUCACAUAAAGAAGUAGUCGCUGCUCUUCGACAACAAGAGAAGCAUGAUUCCUCUUGUGCCUGGAAAAAACUACUGAAUACCACAACUACAACUAGUGGACAAGUAGGUCAUCGGCAUGAGUUAGAUUCUCU
Messenger RNA from Amoebophrya sp. A25, 306 nucleotides. The record is from the annotation of a GenBank genome assembly. NCBI's taxonomy places the organism in Eukaryota, Dinophyceae, Syndiniales, Amoebophryaceae.